AACGUUUUCAGUUUGCAGCUUUUUCAUUUGGGUUGUACUUUUUUUUUUUUUUAGUUUGGAUAUUUGAUUUUGUUUCCCUUUUUAUCCGUAAACCAUGUGCACUGGGAGUUGCGCCAAAUGUAUUGGGAUCACACUCAUCACAUUAACCAUUCUAUGCAUCCUGGCAAAUAUUCUGUUGUUUUUCCCAGGAGGCACAGUGGUAAAAGACAACAAUUAUAUCACAGAUGAGGUGUGGUUUUUUGGAGGAAUUCUAGGAUCUGGUGCAUUGAUGAUAUUUCCUGCUUUGGUUUUCCUGGGAUUGAAGAAUAAUGACUGUUGUGGCUGCUGUGGUAAUGAGAGCUGCGGCAAACGCUUUGCAAUGUUUACAUCCAUCAUAUUUGCUGCAGUAGGAGCGGUUGGAGCAGGAUACUCUUUUGUUGUUUCUGCUGCUGCCAUUAAUCGAGGCCCCAAAUGUUUAACCAAUGGCACCAAUUAUGAUUAUCCAUUUCAUAAUGGGAAUUACUUGUCAAAUCACACCAUAUGGAAACAGUGCAUGGAGCCUGAAAAUGUCAUCCCCUGGAACCUGACUCUUUUUUCCAUGCUGUUGAUUAUGAGUGGGGUUCAGGCAGCGCUGUGUGUCUUUCAGGUCAUCAACGGACUUUUAGGCACCCUCUGUGGAGACUGUACCUGCUGUGGGAACAAUGGAGCCGUUUGAUUUCAAGACUAACCAAUC
Molecule: messenger RNA, 712 nt
Organism: Polypterus senegalus (gray bichir)
Lineage: Eukaryota; Metazoa; Chordata; Cladistia; Polypteriformes; Polypteridae
Gene: tm4sf4
Product: transmembrane 4 L six family member 4
Exons: 5
Coding region: 95-694 (199 amino acids)
Cellular component (GO): membrane
Source: RefSeq, a predicted model, not a curated record